Messenger RNA from Oncorhynchus kisutch (coho salmon), 1158 nucleotides. RefSeq names its product x globin (gene xgb). The record is from RefSeq and is a predicted model, not a curated record. Bases 383 to 970 code for a protein of 195 amino acids. Lineage: Eukaryota; Metazoa; Chordata; Actinopteri; Salmoniformes; Salmonidae. Gene Ontology annotation, molecular function: oxygen binding; heme binding. The transcript has 5 exons.
UAUUUUAGAUGUUUUAUAAUAAAUCAAUGAAUUCUAAUAACAGUUGGGAUUAUUAAUGUUAUAAGAAAUUGCAUUUUACUUUUCACAAUCAAAAUUGUUUAUAAUAAUAAAAAUAGCAUUUUAAUGUGUUACAUUCAUAAAAAAAAUAAAAAAACGAAUCCCCGAUCUUUUGAUAGCGAUUUGGUGGUCCCCGGAACGGAACAUUUUGGGAACCUCUGGUGUAGCCUAGAUUUACAGCCAUACGCGCAAGAGGAGUAUACGUGAACCAUAUGCCAGGGGAGCAGACCUUUCUCUCGGCAGUAAUUCGGUUAUUUUUGCGUCUGUUGUGUUAUUACUAAAGUAGGUUACCUACAUUUAAGUUAAUUGUACUGUAGAAAGAAGAAUGGGCUGCGCAAUAUCAGGACUGGCACCGAAAACACUUGGAGAGACAACGGAAGAAGAUGUUGCGCAUCUCAACGAGAAGCAAAUCCAGAUGAUCAAAGAGUCCUGGAAAGUUAUCCAGGAGGACAUUGCGAAAGUUGGAAUUAUUAUGUUCGUCAGGUUAUUUGAGACCCAUCCAGAAUGCAAGGAUGUAUUCUUCCUGUUCCGAGACGUGGAGGACCUUGAGAUGUUACGAACCAGCCGGGAGCUCAGGUCACAUGGCCUACGAGUAAUGUCCUUCAUUGAGAAAAGUGUGGCCAGACUGGACCAGCUGGAGAGACUCGAUUUUCUGGCUGUGGAGCUAGGGAGGAGCCAUUACCAUUACAACGCCCCACCCAAAUACUACAGCUAUGUAGGAGCAGAAUUCAUCUGUGCUGUCCAACCCAUUCUCAAAGAGAGAUGGACCCCUGAGCUUGAGGAGGCAUGGAAGACCCUGUUCCUGUACCUGAGCAGGCUUAUGCAGCAGGGCUACCAGGAUGAGACAAGCAGACAUCACCAUGAGGCAGCAUCCCGCAAGGAAAGGCCAGAGAAGAGGAACACACCCAGAUGAGAGGCCUGGCUAUGGCUGGCCUCCACCCAGAGACUGUUGAGCAUAGCACAAAAAUGUGGCACGUGGCUUUUAGCUGUGUAUAUAGUGUAUUUAUCGCUUACAGUAUUCAUUUUCUACAUACAGUUGAAGUUGGAAGUUUAUAUACACUUAGGUUGGAGUAGUUUUUCAACCACUCCACAAAUUCCUUG